This is a messenger RNA of Histoplasma mississippiense, 1365 nucleotides long. RefSeq names its product homogentisate 1,2-dioxygenase. Gene Ontology annotation, biological process: L-phenylalanine catabolic process. The record is from RefSeq and is a predicted model, not a curated record. NCBI's taxonomy places the organism in Eukaryota, Fungi, Ascomycota, Eurotiomycetes, Onygenales, Ajellomycetaceae. Bases 1 to 1365 code for a protein of 454 amino acids. The transcript is spliced from 4 exons. Gene Ontology annotation, molecular function: homogentisate 1,2-dioxygenase activity. Gene Ontology annotation, cellular component: cytoplasm.
AUGCCCGUCUCAAGCUUCUCCACGCCGGAAAAAUACACCUACCUCCAUGGUUUCGGCUCCUAUCACGAGUCGGAAGCCAUUGACGGUGCCCUGCCUGUCGGGCAGAACUCCCCGCAGAAGCCCCCGUACGGGCUCUACGCCGAAAAGCUCUCUGGUACUGCCUUCACGGCCCCCCGCCAUGAAAACCAGCAAACCUGGCUCUACCGCAUCCUGCCCUCGGCCUCCCAUGAGCCUUUUGUGGAGGUAGACUCCUCCACCUACCACACCAGCCUGGCCAAGGAUGCGCAUACUCUCAAACAGAUCCCGAACCAGCUUCGGUGGAACCCCUUCGAUUUCAGCGAGGAUGUGGACUGGGUGCACGGCCUGCACCUGGUUGCGGGCGCUGGAGACCCUGCGAUGAAGGCUGGUUUGGGAAUCCUGGUCUUCGCUGUGGGUAAGGAUAUGGGCAACGAAGCGUUUUAUUCCGCUGAUGGAGACUUCCUGAUCGUGCCGCAACAUGGGGUUCUUGAUAUCCAGACCGAGCUUGGGAAAAUCCUUGUGCGCCCCAAUGAGAUUUGCGUCAUCCCCCGGGGGAUCAGAUACCGCGUCACCCUCCCAGCUGGCCCCGUCCGCGGCUAUAUCUGCGAGCUGUACCAAGGACACUACCAACUCCCUGAACUUGGCCCCAUCGGCUCCAACUGCCUCGCCAACGCCCGCGACUUCCAAGCGCCAACCGCCUCCUUCAUCGACAGCGAGGCGGAAGAGAGCACAAACACCCAAUGGCACCUCCUCAGCAAAUUCAACAACACUCUCUUCUCGGCCCGGCAGGACCACACGCCUUUCGAUGUCGUUGCCUGGCACGGCAACUACUACCCAUACAAAUACGACCUGGGUCGCUUCAACACCAUAGGCUCCAUCUCCUUCGACCACCCAGACCCGUCGAUCUUCACUGUCCUCACGGGCCCCUCAGACCAUGUAGGUACGGCCAUUGCGGACUUUGUUAUCUUUCCCCCACGCUGGCUGGUGGCAGAGGACACCUUCCGCCCGCCCUGGUACCACCGCAACACCAUGUCGGAAUUCAUGGGCCUGAUCUCAGGCGACUACGAUGCGAAAAUUGGGGGUGGGUUCCGACCAGCUGGGGCGAGUUUGCACAAUGUGAUGAGUGCGCAUGGCCCGGAUGCGGAGACUCAUCGGGCCGCGAGUCAGGCGGAGUUGGCGCCUAAGAAGGUCGGGGAGGGAAGCCUGGCGUUUAUGUUUGAGAGUUCGCUGAUGGUCGGUGUGUCGGAGUGGGGGCUAAAGACCUGCCAGAAGGUACAAGGGGAUUAUAACGACGAGAGUUGGAGACCGCUGAAAAGGAAUUUCGAGAACCCGAACAAGAUGAGGUAG